Gadus macrocephalus (Pacific cod) is the source of this 7640-nucleotide messenger RNA. It is a transcript of the gene atxn7l1, whose product is annotated as ataxin 7-like 1. NCBI's taxonomy places the organism in Eukaryota, Metazoa, Chordata, Actinopteri, Gadiformes, Gadidae. The record is from RefSeq and is a predicted model, not a curated record.
GGCAAAGUGUCGGGAAGUGCGUGGAAAGAAACAACUGUCUGUGAUUGAGUUGAGCAGAGAGCUCUCCGUCUCCCCCCCUCUCCCACCCCCCCCCCCUACCACGCACGCUCUGUCAGAACGGGCACAGUGUGUGGAUGAACGACACGCAGUUACAGGUUGUUUUGAUGCAUCCGUUUUUGGACGUUUAUCCGCGCGUAAUCCCGCCCCCUUUCCCUCCAAUGCAGCGCGUAAAUGUCAGGGCAAGGACCCCAUCCGCUCGGCCCUGAAGUUUGUUGUUUCGGCUCUGACAGCUCCACUUGAUUUAGGACGAGCAGACCCAGCAUGGCUCCGUGCGUGGCUCCCAGCUGGGCCCUGGGCCAUACUUGUUGUUGCAAAGUUUGGCGUUUGUGUCCAUACCGAGAGAGAGAGCUCGUUAUCAGCGACGUCCAAGCAGUCCAACUCAGCAGAGAAGAAAUGCAAGUUUACGGACCUCUUCCAGAUCUGGAGGGCCGCAGUCACGUUGUCCGUCACACCCCCCCCCAAGCUGUCCUCACGCACUACGGUAGCGGGGCUGGAGUUUUCCAGUGAGACCGACCCAGACAGAGACUCCCUGUCCUGGAUCACAGCGCACACACUGCCCCCCCCCCCCCCCCUCCCACACCAUCCCCGUCCCUCCCAAGACAUGCAUAGCAGAAACCAGAAGCGUCACUCCUCUCCGGCCCUCUCCGCCAGGGGCCCGCUGGUGCCCUUGAAGCCCGGGCCCCUGGCGGUGACCCCCGCGGCCCCUGGUGUGGGGGGGGGGCUGUCUUUCCGGGUCCCAAAAGACUUCCCCCACUCCCGGUUCAGCAAGGCCCCCCUCGCCGUCUACCCCCCCAAGGGGGUCCGCAGCAAGCCCUGCGUCUCUCUCCCCGUGGUCAGCCUGGAGAAGAUCCCGGGCCUCCACAAGACGGCCUCUCCCAUCCGCCUCCCCCCCCCCCCCCUCCUCCUCUCCAACACCUCCACCUCUUCCUCCUCCUCCUCCACCCCGUCCUCUUCCUCCCGUCUGAAACCCCCGCACCCCCAGCGGCCCGGGGAGAAGCUCUCCAACGGACACCCCUCCUCCACCUCCCCCUCCUCCUCCUCCACCUCCUCCUCCUCCACCACCCCCGUCCCGGCUGCCCCGCGGCCCAGCCCGGCGCGCUCUCCGCUGGGUCGCCGCCCGCCGCCCGCCCCGUCCCCGUCCCCGUCCCCGACGCGCUCCCCGUCGCUGAACCGCCGGCCCGCCGCCUCGCCCUCGCUCGCCCACAACAGGACGCCCGUUGCUACGGCGGCGUCGUCGGGGGCGACGGUGACGUCAUCGCCGACGCCGGUGGACAGGAAGCAGCAGAACGGGACGAAGGCCGCCGCCGCCACGAAGACGCACAGGUGUCUGUCAGGCCGAGUCUUUGACCCCAACAAGCACUGUGGGGUACAGGACCCGGAGACGAAGCGACAGUGCACCCGCUCGCUCACGUGCAAGGUAGGCAUACACCACUCCCUGACCCACCGACGAGCCGUCCCGGGCCGGAGGAGGACCUUUGACCUCCUGCUGGCCGAACACAAGGGCCGCACCAAGAAGGAGAAGGAGGCUCAGGAGGAGGCCAAAGGGAGGCGGGAAGGAGCCCAGGGCAGGAAGGAGGCGCAGAGCUCCCUGAAGACUACAACUCCCAGCAGGCCACACUGCCCAAACGGACGCCUGCUGUCCACGCUCAAGCUGCGGCUCGCCAACGCACACAUACCACGGGUCAUAGGCCCCAGCUCCACCUUCACCCCCCCCCCAGCCCUCAUCAGCAGCAGCCGUGGUGACGGGGUCCCCAACCGCGAACCCCGCCCACCCCGAGCCCCCUCCCAAGGCUGGCCCCAGCCCCCGGGGGGGGGGGAGUGUGGGGCCCGUCUGUCCAGCGACGACAACGAGGAGGACGACGGCCGUGCGCCCGUCGAGACCCCCGAGGCCGACCCCGACAGGCCCUCGUGUCCCUACUACUCCGCCCGCCACCCGAGACCUCUGGCGUGCUGCCGGUUCGGCAGCAGGCCUGUGGGUCGAGGCCACUUCGUGUUCGACCGCCGCUGGGACCGUGUGCGCCGGGCGCUCCACACCGCGGUGGAGAGACACCUCAGCACGCACAUGUGGAGGAAGGUUCCUCUGGCUGCUGAGACCCCCCCUCUCCCCCAGGACGCCCGCCUCCCCCUCCCCCUCCCCCCUCCCCCUCCCCCUCCCUGGACCCCCACCCUCGCCCCUACCCCCCCCCUCCACCCCACCCUGACCCCCGUCAGCCCCCACCCCCCACCCUCGUCCCCGCAGUCUUCGGCUUCUAGAGACCGGUUGCAGCAAGCGGCCCUUGCCUCUCCACGUGGGAAACCCCGCAACGGCAUGCACGCGCCCAGCGCUGGGGGCGGGGCCAGGGGGGGCGGGGCCAGUGGGGGACCCUGGCGAGGGAGGGGCGAUCAAAUGGCAGGGGGCCGGAAGAGGAAGAUGACGGCUCCGUCGUUGUCGUCCUCGUCCUCCUCGUCCUCCUCUCCCGCGUCUUCGCCGGGCCGUGGAUCACCUCAGGAAGAACGGGAACGGCGUUGUCACGGGACCCAGGGCCACGCCCCUCCGCCGCCUCCACCGCCGCCGCCGCCGUCGAACCCGGGCUGGAAACGGAGCCUCAUGCGUGGGGUCGGAGGCGCGGGGGGCCGGAGGGAGGAGCAGGGCCCCAGAGAGCAGGGGCCCCCCAGAGAGCAUGGGCCUGGGGCCUCAACCUGCUCUACAGCAGGGGCCCCGGGGCCUCAAACGGCCCCAGCAGCACUCCUUCUCCCUGAAGAACGACCCAGGCCAGGUCCCUCCUCACAUGACCCCUGCUCCUCUCAACUCCUCUUCCUCCUCCUCCUCCCCCCCUCCUCUCCAGCCCCCUCCUCCUGGGCCAGGGGGAGGGGCAGGGGAGGGGAGGAAGGGGAGGAGCCCCGGGACACCAGGAGGAGGCGGAGCAGGAAGAGGAAGAGGAGGAGGAGGAGCAGGAGCAGGAAGAGGAGGACUAGGAGGAAGAGGAGGAGAAGGAGGAAGAGGAGGAGCAGGAAGAGGAGGACUAGGAGGAGGAGGAGGAAGAGGAGGAUUAGGAGGAGCAGGAGCAGGAAGAGGAGGACUAGGAGGAGGAGGAGGAAGAGGAGGACUAGGAGGAGGAGGAAGAGGAGGACUAGGAGGUGGAGGCGGAGAAGAGGAGGAGGAGGGGGGAAAGCCAGCAGGGGGUUAGAGAGUCUCUUCAGGAGGAGCAAUGGCACUGGGGGAUACUGUCCACAGGACCCCCCUCUCCAUGACCGGUCCCACUGGGUCAUGCCCUCAAGCUUUCUCCACGGACAGGAGGUCGGUCGGCUUUGACGGGCCACACCAGUGCUGACCUUUGAACCCAGCGCUCUUUGCACCAUUCCCAUAAUGGUGGGCUACUAUUCACUAUCCCCCACUAUGACUUCUGGGUAAUGGAGUCCUCUUCAGGCUCCUGGCUCUCAUGGUACUGGAAUUAUGGGAUGGAAAAUGUAUCGCCGGUCACUUCAGUUGUGGUCAUUUUCCAGAACACGAGUACAUUUCUUUCUGGCCAUAAAAAAACUUCUUACCCUUCAAGAAAAAGGGAAAAUAUCCAAGAGCAUUUGUUGCUAAUCCAAGAGAAGUAUAGUUUUGUAUUCUGGAAUAUCUGUUCCUCAAAAGACAGUCAUGAUUUUUUGAUAUAUGUUUCCUGGUUCCUGUUUUUCGGAGGUCAGGUGACCUGGAUGGAACUCUGUGGUCUGUUUUGGAAGGGGGGGCGGUUGACAGGAAGUCAUACACUUACUUCCUCCUUCCUUUCCUCAUGGAUUCCCUCGGACAAGUACACACAGUUCACAGCUGUACCGAACGUCAAGACAGAGGAUUGACUAUUGGUUUUGUGUUCUUUAUAUUUUUUUAUUUUGAGAACAUUUAUUCUAAUUGUGUGUUCCGGCGUCUGCUUGUGUGCGUGUUUGUGAAUGUUUCAAGAACACACAAACUCUGUCGUUGUGUCUUUGGACUCAAUGGAUUCGCAGUUGUGAAUCUGGAUGUUCGGCUUGUUAAUAUCUAAUUCAUGGAAUUCGUUUAUUAUUCAUUUGAGAGCAACAAAAUAGGAUUUAACGAUACAGUUUAUGCAACAACAACAAAAAGCAUUUGAGAAUCAAAAGUGUUACAAGAGUUGAUAUUGUAAAAAGAAAUUGUACAUAUCUUGUAUUCUAUUUUAUUUGUAUUUAUUGUUAAUUAUUUUUCCCUAAGUGUGCAACAGGAAAAAAGUCGUAAGAUUGGUUUUAUUCCUACGUUUCAACGAUUCUGUUUGCAAUUAACUCUCAGUCUCGGGGAAGGUGUUGUUUUAUAAGGGAGUGUUUUUAAAGAACGUCCGCCAUCGCCAACAGCCUAUAAAGUUUAUGGUUACGACUGUGCUGCGCCCCCUUAAUUCCUGCUGUUUCGCCGCGCUGGGCUACUGUUUAGCACUGUUCAUAAAACACGACGCUGUUGAUGGGUUAUACCUCGGUUAGAAAUUGUAACCGGCUGCCGAGCGAGUCCUCUGGCACAUGGUCAGGAGUAGUUACUGCCUUCCGAAGUGGCUGCAUAGCGAGAAGUUUAAAGGUGACAUGUUGAUCCACCAGGUGUGAGGGUGUACACAAGCCCUGUAAAUCUGCCUCUUUUGACAUCACAAGUGGGCGUGUCCACCUAGAUCUGUGCUGGAUAGAUGCUGGCAACGUUUGCUAGAGUCCACUGGGAAGGCUGGCGGACUGAUCUAUCCAGCACAGAUCUAGGUGGACACGCCCACUUGUGAUGUCAGAAAAGGCAGAUUUUCAAAACGGCCUGUAAGGGCUUAUCACACUCACCCCUGGGCGCUGACAAUGGCGCACUACGACGUCACUUCCUGUCUGUUUGUAAACACUGCUCACUGUGAGAGAGAGCCCUAGUGGAUGAGAUAUAUCUGCUAGCAACACUGUGGUCCUUACCUAUCCCUGAGCCAAACCCUCUUGGUAAUCAACAACAGAAGUCGGUUCAGAUUGUCUGAGCAUCCUUUAACCACUAUACCAGUGACUUCCAACCGGUACUAUUUAGUCUUUUAGCAGACCCUUAAAUCCAAAGCGACUUUCAGUGAAUUCCGUAUACAAGUCAAUCAGCAGCAGGUAUAAGGGUUAAGGUUAACUUAAGGUUUAUCUCAAGGAUGCCUACAGAAAGGGUCCCAAAUACCCGAAUAGAAUUGUGUCUUUUUGCUGGCCAAAAUGGAAGAAUCUAUCAAUUGUUUUAAUAUUUAACCCUGAAAUCGAUCAGCCAUCGGCUGCAGGCAGGCGUUUAUUGUGGACCCUGCCUAGAACUGGAGAGCGGACAUUGUGGGUUUGACCCCAGAACUGCCUAACCACUGACUAGACGAUGAGACCGUUACUGUAUUGGUACCAGGAUGCCUGCAGCGUCCAAAUGGACGGAUCCUCUGUGCUUUGUCGUGACAAUCCGCCCCUAAACCUUAUCCUGCUUAUGUGUGUGGGGACAUUAAGAAUAGAAAUGAAUAGAUUUCAGUGAGUCCGCUAUCCGAUGGAUUUGUGGUUUUCCUUCAUUGUGGAGGCUUGUUAUCAGGCGGGGAUCAAUUGGUUUAUAGAAAUGGAACUUUUUUUUUUUUGUGAAAGAGUUACUGGCUGAAAACACAGACCUCCACACAUUCCCCCCAAGGUCUAAAAAAAAUUGAUAUUUUUCGACAUAAGUCUUUCUAUCUUCCAUCUCUUUGCUCGCUUGCGUCACGUGUGUAAUAUGUCAACGAUGUUUACCUGAAAUGUUUUCAAAAUGGCUCUGAUUAUUAUUAUUUUUAUUUUGGACACUCUAUGCAUCAAGUCUUUCCCCUGGAUGUUUCAGAUGCUCGUCUGCAUUAUCUCCCCCCCCCCAUCAGCACUUUGAGCCCCAACCUGUGCUGUGGUCUUCAGUGAAGGUUCCUCAGUCCAACGGCCUGAGCUACUGUCCUCUCCCCGUCACACGACGCCGUGACCCUUGUGACCGAGUUGUCCGAUUCAAUCCCACCACACGUACGAUGGAGUAAACGCUCCUUGCCUAAAUGCCUUGCUUAAUGUGUUGGCGCCAUGGUUCCACACAGCUGGGGGUGGGGGGGGGGGGGGGGGGGGGGGGGGAUAGAACACGGCCUCAUAGUUGAAGAGUGUGUGCCUUGACUCAACAGAAUAACACGACGAAGAAAGAUCCAUAGAUGUUGAGAAGCGUUCUUCUUUUCUCUUUUUUUAUGGCACACCUUUGGAGGACAACUUUAUUUUUAUUCAGGCAUAGAUUCAAACAAGAAGGUUUGGGUAGCUCUGAAACCCAUUCACCCUAGUGCAAAACAAGACAAGAGAAGCGCUCUUCUCUUCCUGUGGUUUUGGCUUCAAGAAACUCUUGCAUGUGCACCCAUUCAACCUGUUGGCUGCUGUGGCUCACCUUUGUCGAAGAGGAGCAGGGCUGUAUCAAGACUCAUCUAGAAGGGGGGGGGGAGGGCAAGGAUUUGCAUUGAAUAACAUGGGGGGGGGGGGCAGGCUGUGUUCAGAUGGGUCCACUUGUGCACCAUUUGUGACGUCAACACUGUUGUACAAAAGCCGGUUCCCUAACUAGUGAACCACUUAAUACCCAUAAUGCACCAACAAGGAAGUGUAUCCCAGGAAGCUGAGGUCCGCACUAUAUCCCAUGAUGCUUUGCAUGUUUCACCGUCAUCGGAUUCAUCCAAUGGAUAUGACCAGCACAUGUUGUUUUUUUAUGCAAAUGAGCGGUCAUAGGGUGACAUAACACCUUGUCUGCCUGCUUAUGCAAUGCACUGUGUUUCCACUAGUGGGCUACUGCUCGUCAAGGUGACGACGUGAUCAAAAGCAUUUCAAAAGGCCCCUUUUCCCAGCUCGUCAAUAUUAGAGUGAAAUAACUUCCUGUUCAUUUAAUGUUAACACUAGGUCGGUUUAAUAUACUACAUGGCCAUACCUACAUCCAACGGACCCAUAAUUAAAGUUAUGAGCUAAACCUGUGUUUUUCUACUGUGAUAAAGGGCUCAGGUACUUUUGGCCUUUUGCAGGUCAAUAUCAACAGUCAGCCUGGCCCACAUUACAGCCUUCGGACUGUUGGAAGAGAAUCAAAUUCAUUUUAGUAUUUUUUUUUCUUCAUACAAAUCAAUCUGCAGUACUUUUGUUUUUACUUUGUGGUGGGGGUCUUGGCCGCACUUUGUCAACGUUUUUUUUUUUUAAUAGUAUGUUGUGGCUGAAGCUAAUUCGAUGCUGUCGCUCCAUCGACUCAUGUGUAUUUCCAAGCCGGUGACUAUUUCUGGUCUUUUGUGGCUCAAAUCGGAGUGACUAUUGGACACAGGUGUUUUUUAUAAAGCUGUUUCCCUUGCUGUUUCCCUUUUGCACUUUGUCAUAAUGCCCUUUUAUCUGCUGUUAUUUAUAAUAUAUAAAGUAUUUGAGAUGUGUAUAAAUCUAUACCUAUAUAUAUGAAUAUAUUUGUAAAGAUAUUUUGUGUACUGCGUUAGAGAUAUGUGGGAGACCGCAGACCAGCAGGGGCUAAUGCAGCUUUUGGUUGGGGCUCAACUAAUCUGAAUAUUGAAUGUUUCCAAACUCAACUGCCUUUUCAAGAGUUGGCUACGCUUUGAUCAAUUACUGUAAAAUAAACAAAAAGAUAUGUA